UAUAGCACGCGCUUGCUUGAUACCUUGGCCAGCAUUGAUUAUAUUUCCCAUUUCUAUUUAAUGGAAAAAACGUAUGUCAAGCCCAUGGCACUCUGACAGAUAUCAAUCCGCUCUUCUCUUCAUGUACAUUGGAAACUGUUAAUUUCAAUAAUUAAACAAAACCUCGUAGUGCUUUAGUGAUUAGUUUAUCUUUUCGCGCGUGUAGAUAGUGAGAUUUUCCAAUAGAUGUAUAUUCUUCAUGGGUUUCUAUGAUGGAAAACAUAAAGAGAAUGAUAAUGCAAGUCCAAGAAGAAUCAUCAAAGGAACUUAUAACAAGAAGGCAUCAUAAAGAUUUAUAGAAAUUCUACGGGGAUUAGCGAAUAAGAUGAGAUUGGGGCAUAAGUAAUAACGGUGGUGAUUUAAAAACCUUCAAAAUGGGAAACUCUUGCAGUAGUGGACAAGCUCAUAAGGAUAAAGACAACAUGUCACAAAGAUCCGAGGAGUCUGGCAGCUAUCAAGUGCGAGCAUCAGUUCCAAUCACACCACAGAAAAUAACGAUGAACCAUGUGGGCAGCAAGAAUUCGGUGCUCCUCCAACCAGCCACCGCUGGACAGAAUCCACUCCAGCAAGCCUCAACACAGACAUCGCCCGUCAACACAGGAAGGAAACCAAGUCUAGCCAAGGCGCUAAAAGGUGUGCCAGGGUCGAGCAUUUCGGAUUCGAUGUCUUUGAGUUCACCCCCAGCGACGGUGAGCCCAAGAGGUUUUGAUAAAAUGCAGGGGUCCAUACCGCAAGAAGUUGCCAGCUUAACCGAGAACCUUCAGAACCUUAUAAUGGGUAGAGUCAAUCAAACCAAGGUAGCAACAAGAACGAGGAAAAUUGUUAUAUACGUGGGAGCAGCUGAUUCUCAAGAUUGCUGCGUCGAAAAAGGGACUCUACAUAACCAAAUAUAUCCAGAACUCAGAAAACUUUGUAGGGAGAGAGGAUACGAACUCCACAUAGUCGAUUUACAUUGGAAAACUCUUCUAGAAAAACAACAGGACCACGAAUUUCCAGAACUUUGCAUAGGAGAGCUUACCAGGCAAAUGGAGGUAGCAUACAUAAUACCAGUGUUAUUUCUCAAUAAUUCUUUAGGAACGCCAUUGUUGCCAAAUACUAUAGAGAGUACUGAUUUCAAGAUGGCAAUGGAUAGUGCGACAAGUCAAUCAGCCCAAAAUAUCUUAUCCAAAUGGUACCAAUUAGAUAGUGAUUCCCAACCUCCAUGCUAUAGAUUGCAGCCCAUAAGUAGUCAUAUUCCUGGAUUUAAGGAAACAUCAGUAGAAGAUAGGGAAAAGGCUUUUGAAGAAUGGAGCUCCGAAAUCGAUAAAAUUUUAACAAUUCUUAUUAAUGUAUUUUCUCAAGAAUUAAGGGAUACUUACCUGACAACCGUAGUGGAACAGGAAGUACACAACACCGUAUUCAUGAGCCAAGAAAUGGCCAAAAGAUGUAUUUGGAUGAAUAGAGUAUACAUUCCCACAGUAAAAACUCCAGAAAAUAUGAGCCCAGUGGAAGCAGAACUACAAAGGAGACUGAAUAUAUUGCAAAAGGAUUUGAGGGAUCAACUUGCUGAAAAACACAUAGUUCGCAUAUCCGUGAAAUACGUAGAUGGGGGUUUAAAUGUUGAAAUUCCAGAACACUUAAAUUAUGUUGAACAGGUUGCUGCACAUUUGAAGAAACAUUUGAUAGAGAUGAUCAAUGGCAUAAUAGAAGAACAUCAGGCAAAAGCUGUGCUUAAACCUAGUUAUGGUAUAGAAGCACCAAUAUUUGAAGAGCUUAACCAACAGACUGGAUUCUGCCAAAAAGCAGCUCAAUGUAGUGUAAACAGGGAGAAGACCAUAAAUGAAAUGAAAGAAUAUAUCAUUAAUCCUACCAGUUCUCCAUUGGUAUUAUUUGGACCAGAGGGUUGUGGCAAAACCACACUCCUAGCCAGAGUAGCUCAAUGUUGUUCCCAAUGGAUACCAGAAGCCUUCCUCAUCUUGAGAUUCAUUGGUAUCAGUGCACAAUCUAGUACAAUCGAACAAUUAUUGAGUUCUAUAACCAACCAGUGUUCAAUUUUAACAUAUGGACAUAAGUGUUACUCCACCCAUAAUUUGGAGACGUAUAAAAGAGUCUUACCUUCGCUUCUUGGUGCCAGCUGUCUUCAAAGACCGCUUAUCAUUCUUAUAGAUGGUCUGGAUCAAGUUAGAACUUAUAGCUCAAAAACAAUAGAUUGGUUGCCGGAGAAAUUACCAGAAAAUAUCAAACUUAUACUAUCCGUAUCAGAGAGGAGUCCGAUGUAUUCUGACCUGAAAAAGAAGUUACCUGAAGGAAAAUUCAUCAAAAUGCCACUGUUGGGAGAGCAAGAAGCAAAAGGUAUUCUCAUGUCCAGUGUCAUGCAGUAUAAUCAUAGCGUCAAUUCUAAGAUACAAGAUUGCGUUCUAAAAUCAGUGCAGGAAUGCACAUUGCCCAUGUAUUCCAAGGUUUUAGCUUGGCAAACUUCUUGGUGGGCAGACAGAGAACACGAUAUAGUGCCAAAAGGUCAUGUAGAUGAUCAAUUGAAAUUGAUGUUGGAAGAAUUAGAAACAAUCAUAGGAGCAACUCAAGUAGAGCAUGCUCUUGCCUUAAUAACCUGUUCCAAACAAUGUGUUACAGAUUCUGAAAUGAUAGAUCUCCUCGCUUUCGAUGAGGAAUUCCAAAGCAAUACUACUUAUAUUUCUUGGGCACCAGCAUGUUUGAUAUGGUCUAGACUGAACAAACAUUUAGCUCCAUUUCUCCAAUGGACGUUAAGUGGUGGAAUUUUGGGCAUAAAAUGGAGAGACAAUAUGGUUCGUCGUACUGUUGCUGCUCGAUAUGAAAACUAUUUGAAACGUGGCAAUCAAUCUAUUUAUGAUUAUUACCAGGGCAAAUGGUGGAAGGAUAAACCUAAGAACCUAACAGCAAGACUAAUAUCACAAGAUACAUAUUUAGGAAAAUGUUAUAAUAGAAGAAAACUUGAUGAGUUGCCUUUUCAUCAUUUCCAAAUACACUCAACAAUAGAAAAUUCGGAUUACGUCAAUGAUAUAAGCUGGCUAUAUAGCAAAAUAUGUGGAUCCAACUGCUACCAAGUGCUAGAAGACAUCAAUUUACAAUCAGCCACCACCAAUUCAUUCGUGAAACUGUUUAGAGACUUCAUUGAAAACCAUGCCAGCGUUCUGAACUACGAUGGAAAACAAUUCUAUUCGCACAUGUAUCAAUACCUAGAAGAAAAAAUCAGAAAGACAGAACUGACACUGGAAGGUGCAGAUGAAAGUCUAGUGGAACUUCAUAAUUCAUCCAAGAAUCCGCCUGUUUCAUCAUUGAUUCCUGCCAAUUCUUCUUGUCUGGAUGAUUUGGAGACUUGCAAUGAUUCUGAACCUAGUUUCAAAGAAGUGAUGUUCGAUCUUAUAGUUGUCCUUCCUGAAACCAACCAGUUUGUGGCUACUUUAUCCACAAAUAGUGACAUGAUCUGUGUGUGGGACGUUAAAGAAUGCAAAAGGAUAAGAACUAUCAAAGGUGUUCCUCAUCCAACAAAUUUAAUUCCAAUAGAUAGGCAUAAAUGUGUAGUUUUAUGUAAGAGAGAACUGAUGAUAUUUGAUCUCAAUCAAGGCUGUUUCCUAAAGAAACUGAAAGGUGUUAUGAAUCAAAAAAUGCCUUAUUAUGGACUUCAUGACCAAAACCACCUAGUUGCCCUUAGUCGAAACAGAAUGUAUGUCAAUUUGAUGAAUUUAGAAACAGGUGACUGCGUAACUACUUUCAAAGCUGGUGAGGACCGUUUUUUGAAUUCUUUGCUGGUUUCGGGUGAUGGAAGGAUUCUGGUGUGUGGAGAUGAAACUCAAAAACCUUUUCCUUUAUUAGUUUGGAAUUUACAAUCUAGAAAAUUACUUUACGAUUUUAGGAUACCUUAUCAUGAUUUUAUUACUUCUCUUUCUGCAAUAACCCACGAGGGUAGCUACGUAUGUUGUGUGUGUCAUGAAAUUGAUGAACCAAAUCCGAAUUUCAUAGUUGUUUACGAUUUAUUAAGUGGUACACCAUUCAAAAAGUGGAAACCAUCUUGCAAUACUGUAUCUCUAGAAAUAAGUUCUCCUGGAGGAUGUGUAAUUUCUGGAUUAGAAGAUGCUACCAUACUGAUAUGGGACCUAAUUACAGGAAACUGCCGAUGGUCAUUGUCAGGCCAUACAGCACCUGUUACAAUGUUGAAAUUAGACCCAACAGGCUUCCUCUGCUUAUCAGCUGAUACGGCAUGCAGAGAUAGAUCGAUUAGACUUUGGGACCUCAAUAAAGGUCACUUGAUUGCUGUAUAUACUCCAAAAACCAAAAUCACAUCAAACAGUAUCACUGGAAAUGGCCAACAUAUCGUUUUAGGGUUAGAAAAUUUAAAAGAUCUGCUCUUCCUUCAACUGCGUGGAACUGAGGUAAAACCAAUGGAGGAUGAAUCUUACGGUGAUAGUGAAUACGAUGGAAAAAUCUUCGAAUUGAAAGAAACUGAUAUAUGCUGACCUGUGAAGUGAUAAAUGAAGUUGUAAGAAAUUGGGAUGUAUCUCUGAUGAUCAGAAAUGCGAAACUUUCAGUUUGCUAAAUGUAAUUAUAAAAAGCUAUGCCUCACUUGUUUGUUAACAUUCAGAGACAAUUUGCAAUCGGCGCUGGUAGCAGUUUGACAAAUGCUCUGUUAGAGACAUUUCAAUAUUGAAAGAAUCGAUUCAAUGUGACAAAUAUGAAAAUAAAGGGAAAUAGAUAUUUGAUGGGAACAAUGUAGAAAAUUUUUUCCGAUUAAUAUGAAAACCACAGAACAAGCUUAAAAAAACUUCAACUACAUAAAUGAAAGCAUAAUCGUCUAGAUGACAAUUUUUCUUUCCCAAAGAUAACUACCCAAUGGACAGUACCAUUUCAUUCAAAUUUACUAAUUGUAAGUGAAACCUAUAUUGAUAAAAAGAAUUAUUUUCAUUCAUCACAAAGUACCUUUAGACAGUUAAUUCAUCCUAAUUAUGAAAAAUUCAACAGUUGAUUCCUUGUUGUACCCCCUGACAAUUCAGCCUGCAAGGGGUGAAAGGACCCCAUUUAUUUUGUAUCAAAUAUUAUAUCUUACAAAUUUUUUUAGGUGUUUGUCGGCAUUUUGUGAAAAUCAAUUCACAUUUUGUAUAAGAUAUUAUAAACAAGAAUUCUCUAUAAUUAAUACCGAAAAAAUUGACUCUCAAAAUUAAAAUUAAUGUGAGUAUUGAAAUUUUAAGAGAAAUAAUAUAGGUAUGAAAACAUAAAAGGAAUGCUUCAAUGUUGAGUCUUCGAUACAUAAUAAAUUUCAAUAUGAUAAAUGGAGUAAUACUUAGGACACUUAGGUAUUUCCAGAGUUUCCAUGAUUUCUAUGAAAAUUGAUAAUUUUAAUGAUUUGAAAAAAUCAUCAAUUCUUGAUGUUUUAUCAAUGCAAAUAGCAUUUUUCAUCAGACGAUAAUGAUCUCUGUUUCUUGAAGCUUCUAAUUAAAAUCCUUCUUUCAGGGAUGUGAGUUUUUGAAACGACCAUCUUCUUCAACUAAAAUUAAAUCAACUGAAAAUAUAAUUUUCAGCUUGAAAAGUGCAAAAUUUCAUUCAUAUGACGGUAUAUUAAGUGAAGAUGAAAUAUUAUUUCCUACCCAUAUAUUCAUUGGAAACACAAAUUUUCACAUGUUGGACAACAUUCGAAUCUAAACUUUUUUAUGUGCUGAUAAAUUUAUUUUUUAAUAUUGAAAUAUUUCGAAUUGACAAACAAGGGCAACAAACAUUGAACCAUGUUUCCAAAGUUAUUAUUUUAUAAUUAUCGCUGUUAAUAAAGGUGAAUUCCCAUCUGGUAUGUGGAACAAAAUAAAAUUUCGUUCAAUUAUUAUAUUUGUAUGUUGUGAUUAUUGUGUACCCAAAUAAAUGUGACA
This is a messenger RNA of Harmonia axyridis, 5909 nucleotides long. RefSeq names its product NACHT and WD repeat domain-containing protein 2. Bases 414 to 4511 code for a protein of 1365 amino acids. The transcript is spliced from 20 exons. Gene Ontology annotation, molecular function: ATP binding; protein binding. The record is from RefSeq and is a predicted model, not a curated record. NCBI's taxonomy places the organism in Eukaryota, Metazoa, Arthropoda, Insecta, Coleoptera, Coccinellidae.